Messenger RNA from Geodia barretti, 2119 nucleotides. The record is from the annotation of a GenBank genome assembly. NCBI's taxonomy places the organism in Eukaryota, Metazoa, Porifera, Demospongiae, Tetractinellida, Geodiidae.
GUGUGGAGACCCAGUGGCAGUGGAUGCUACAGUUUAGUGGGAUUCAACAGACCAGUGGGUAGUGAUGGAGGGGAUGGAUUCCUCAGUCCACCAGACGACAAUGAUGACCCACUCCAUCGCUGUGUGGUACUGUCAGUGACAGAAGACCAGCAGAUAGAGGUCCAGUCUGGAGAUGUGGUGGGAUAUUAUGUCGACCAUUUCAGAAAUGGUGAUGACAAUGAUGAUGGCGGUAUUCAGUGGCUUGAAAAUCACAAUAAUGUGGUAGUUCAUUACAAAGAUGAUCUUCCAAGGGAAGCCAUAAAGUCACACUAUGCUCUUGGUGGACCCAAUCCUACUGAGUGUGGGUUUCCAAUAUCAGGUGACAGUAAUUCCUAUUCUCUCACUGAUUCAUUCUCUGCAGCUCCCAUCAUCAGCCUCAGUUUUGUCACUACAGCACCAAUGCCCUCGGCCUCAGUCUCCCCAUCAAUGCCUGAUGAUAUAGUUAUGGAGUCUCCACCAUCCUCCAUGAUGACAACAUCAGAUGGAGACACUGCACCAGUCCCAACCACUCCAUCUACCUAUUACACAACCAUGACUGGAGCUUCUCCCUCUCCACCAUCUGUCACCAGUGACACAUCUGGGACAGAUUCUGAUAUUAUGGGUGCAAUUGCUGGUGUUGCUUCAUUACUACUGGUUGCCAUGGUCUCAACUGUUGUGAUUUUGCUGUGUGUGAGGCAAAGGAGAAGGAAAAGACCUCAACUAACUGACAAUGUUGCCUACAACAUUCACGAUCACGAUGUAAAGACCGAUACAAAUGAAGCCUAUGGGACAGUGGACAAUGAUGUUGUAGCUACUACCAACCCAGCCUAUGGCACUACCAGUGGUUCAGGAGAGAGAGAUAUUCCUACUGCAACAAAUGAGGCCUACAUAUCUACCACAUCUGGGGAAAUCCGUAAAUCAGAGAGGCCUAUUGAUACCAGUACAAAUGUUGCCUACGUAUCAACUACCAUUUCAACAGCUGAUAAUCCAGCCUACGGACCAGUGGAAGACAACAGGACCACUAGUACUCUCACGUAUGACUAAAAUCGCUGAGUCCAUAUGUUUGCAAGCGCUUGCACAAAAAUUGAUAAGUGCUCCUUAUAUAGAAUUGUAGAUACACAAAAAGACAGAAUUAUAAUGUGGAUAUAGUGCUAUGUGUUGUUGUUGGAUUGUGUCUCAGCCAGUAGCUGAUUCUGGUACGUCCGUUGGAGAUCAAUGUACAGAUUAUUGCCCUCAACGAGAGGGGCUCCCAGUAGAUGAGCCUGUUUCCCGGGCAGGGUGUCAGAGGGAGACCACUGGAGAAGACUGUCCUCGGGGGAGUCCAGGUGUUGAUAGUUUUGGACUUUAUGCCCAAUGGAGACAUGAAAAGUUAUCUGGACCACAUGGUUGUAGGAAAGAAAGAACAGGCUCAUCUCCCGAGGGAGUUCCUGCGAUUUUCUCGAGAGAUUGCAGCUGGGAUGGCCUACCUCUCUAAGAAGUCGUUUGUCCACAGGGACCUGGCAGCCAGAAACAUUCUCCUGGAUGACCGGAUGUCGUGCAAGGUUGGUGAUUUUGGAAUGGCCAGAGACCUGAUGGACGACACGUACUACUUGUCAAAGGGGGGAAAGAUCCCGGUGAAAUGGACAGCUCCAGAGGCCCUGCUCUACAAGAAGUACUCCGCAGCCAGUGACGUGUGGAGCUAUGCCAUGGUCCUCUAUGAGAUCUGGUCCGUGGGACUGAAACCCUUUCAGAAUCUGAACAACGCUGAUGUGAUAGCACGUCUCCAGAACCACCAGUGCCAGGCCCCGCCCCCUGGCUGUCCGAGAGCUGUGUACUCUAUCAUGGUGGACUGCUGGAAUCCGGAGCCUCAUCUUCGCCCGACAUUUGACAAGGUGUUCCGUUCUCUGCGAGCACCUCAGGACGAGCUCCUGUACUGGACUCCAGAGGACGUGGCUGGAGGGAGACAUCUCCUCAGGUCCUCCUCCUCCUCCUCCUCCCACUCCUUCUCUGACCUGCAGAACAAGUACAUCACUCCUCAGACCGGAAGACAUUGAAACUCACUCAUUGAAAAACAUAUACAAUCCAAUAUUCAUAGAACCAUAGAACUCCUGUGAUGUUACUC